CCCUCCGAGAGGACACCAGGGACCAGCCGGGAGGGCAAGAAGCACCUCAGGGCCUGGAAAUAAGCCCAGACAAUCCAGACAGGCAGGUUUGGUCCCUCUCACACACACCACCCCAGACUCCAGAGGUCCCUCUGCAGAAGACGCCAUGAGCACAGAAAGCAUGAUCCGGGACGUGGAGCUCGCAGAGGAGCAGCUCCCCAAGAAGGCAGGGGGCCCCCAGGGCUCCAGGCGGUGCUGGUGCCUCAGCCUCUUCUCCUUCCUGCUGGUGGCAGGGGCCACCACGCUCUUCUGCCUGCUGCACUUUGGGGUGAUCGGCCCCCAGCGGGAAGAGUUCUCCAGUGGCCCCCCCUUCAGACCCCUGGCCCAGACGCUCACACUCAGAUCAGCUUCUCAAAACGAUAAUGACAAGCCGGUGGCUCAUGUUGUGGCAAACCAGCAAGCAGAGGAGGAGCUGCAGUGGCUCAGCAAGCGUGCUAACGCCCUCCUGGCCAAUGGCAUGGGCCUGAGCGACAACCAGCUGGUGGUGCCUUCGGAUGGGCUGUACCUCAUCUACUCCCAGGUCCUCUUCAAGGGCCAAGGCUGCCCCUCCUACCUGCUUCUCACCCAUACCGUCAGCCGCUUGGCCGUCUCCUACCCGGAAAAGGUCAACCUUCUCUCUGCCAUCAAGAGUCCCUGCCAGAAGGAGACCCCAGAAGGGGCUGAGCGCAAGCCCUGGUAUGAACCCAUCUACCUGGGAGGCGUCUUCCAGCUGCAGAAGGGUGACCGGCUCAGCGCUGAGGUCAACCUGCCUCAGUACCUUGACUUUGCCGAUUCCGGGCAGAUCUACUUUGGGGUCAUUGCCCUGUGAGAAGGACGGACGUCUCUCCAUCCCUUCUCCUUCCCCCACCAGUUCCUUGUGCCACUCAGUCCUUCCGGUUGGGUCCCCUCACCUUCUCCUGGUUCAGAAAGGGAAUUAGGGGUCAAGGCCAAAACCUGAGCUUAAAACUUGAAACAAUACCAUUGCUCAGGAACUCAGGGUGCAGGGAUGCCUGGUGUAGACCGUGGGGUGCUCACUAACCACGUCAAGAACUAACUGGGCUUCCAGAACUCACUGGGGCUCACAGUUUGGAUCCCUGAAUUCAACUUGGUGCAUCUGGAAUGUGAGGAUCAGGAAGGUUCUCAACACCCCCUGGGAAGACCUCACCUAGAACUUGACCAGUGAACCGCAGGCCUUCCUCUCUUCAAAUGCUUCCAGAACCUUCCCUGAGCUAUAGAGCCCAACCCUCCCUCCCCACAGGGCCAAGCCCCUCUAUUUAUGGUUGCAUUUGUAUUUAUUAUUUAUUUAUUAUUUAUUUAUUUACUGAUGAUUGUAUUUAUUUGGAAGGUUAGAGUGUCCAGGGCCCAUCAGAGGAACAGUCCGGGGUCAGACAUGUUUUCUGUGAAAACAGAAUGAAAUGCAGACUGUUCCCACCUGGCCUCUCGGCCUCUGAACCUUCUUUUGCUUUUUAAAAAACAUACUAUUUAUCUAAUCCAGUAUCUUAAUAAUCUGAUUUGGUGACCAACUGUCGCUGCAUCGCUGAAACUCUGCUCCCCAGGGGAGUUGUCUGUAAUCGUCCUACUGGUCAGUGGCGAGAAAUAAAGACUGCUUAGAAAAGAAA
Molecule: messenger RNA, 1637 nt
Organism: Cavia porcellus (domestic guinea pig)
Lineage: Eukaryota; Metazoa; Chordata; Mammalia; Rodentia; Caviidae
Gene: Tnf
Product: tumor necrosis factor
Exons: 4
Coding region: 146-847 (233 amino acids)
Biological process (GO): positive regulation of transcription by RNA polymerase II; immune response; tumor necrosis factor-mediated signaling pathway
Cellular component (GO): cell surface; membrane
Molecular function (GO): tumor necrosis factor receptor binding; cytokine activity
Source: RefSeq, a predicted model, not a curated record